Cutaneotrichosporon cavernicola is the source of this 1074-nucleotide messenger RNA. RefSeq lists its product as uncharacterized. Bases 1 to 1074 code for a protein of 357 amino acids. NCBI's taxonomy places the organism in Eukaryota, Fungi, Basidiomycota, Tremellomycetes, Trichosporonales, Trichosporonaceae. Gene Ontology annotation, molecular function: alcohol dehydrogenase (NAD+) activity; maleylacetate reductase activity; metal ion binding. The transcript is spliced from 3 exons. The record is from RefSeq and is a predicted model, not a curated record.
AUGCGCCCGUGGACUUUCGAGGCGCACAUCCCCCGCACCGUGUUCGGGCAGGGAACGCUCUCCAAGAUUCCCGAGGAGGUUGAGAAGCUCGGCGGAAAGAGCGUGCUCAUCGUCACUGAGGACACGGACCGGCAGAUUGCGCUUGCGGAGCGUAUUGGCAACGACCUCGGCAAGGACCGCGUGGCUGGUGUGUGCACCGAUGCUGUCAUGCACACCCCCGAGGACGUAACGAACAAGGCGCUCGAGCAGCUCAAGGCAUCCAAGGCGGACUGCUUGGUCUCUGUCGGCGGCGGAUCCACCGUCGGUCUAGGCAAGGCUCUUGCCAUCCGCACUGGCAUCCCCCACAUCGCCGUGCCCACAACUUACGCUGGGUCGGAGGCGACGCCCAUCCUCGGCGAGACGGUGAACAAGCUUAAGACGACUCGCUCCGACCCCAAGAUCCUUCCCAACACUAUCGUCUACGACGUGGACCUGACGCUUUCCCUCCCGGCCCAGUUGACGUACACGUCCGGUAUGAAUGCGAUCGCGCACUGCGUCGAGGCGCUCUACUCGCCCACCAUCAACCCGAUUAUCGAGGGUGUUGCAAUUUCAGGCAUCACCAACCUCUACCACGCCCUGUUGAAGCUCAAGGACGCCCCGAACGACAUUGAUGCCCGCGCACAGGCACAGCAGGGAGCGUACGCGGCUGGCGUAUGUCUCGGACACGUGGGUAUGGCCAUCCACCACAAGCUAUGCCACACCCUGGGUGGGACCUUCAACCUGCCGCACGCGCAGACGCACACCGUUGUCCUGCCCCACGCCAUGGCGUAUAACAUGGAAGCCGCUCCUGUGGCCAUGAACCAGAUUGCCAAGGCUAUCGGGACCGAUGGAUCGCCAGCCCAGGCACUGUGGGAGCUCGAGAAGGCUCUCGGGACUGUCCAGAGCCUCGAAUCGCUCGGACUCAAGAAAGAGGACCUUGAGGUCGCUGCCGACCUCGCUGCAAAGGCCCAGUACCCUAACCCGGCGCCGCUUGAGCGUGGCAAGCUCCUCGCACUCCUCGAGAACGCGUUCUACGGUCGCCCGCCGUCUGCGUAG